UCAAUGCGCUUUACAUUUCUGCCACGUAAAGACCCCCCAGUGAGUAAGCCAAAGGCAACGGUGGCAAGGAAAAACUCCCUAAGAGGAAGAAACCUUGGGAGGAACCAGACCCAAAGGGGGGGCCCAUCCUCCAGGGGCCGGCAGAAGAGUCAAACAAAACAAGAUUAUAUAAUUUAAGCUAAUACAGGGGUUGAAAUUUCAGUCUCGAUGCAGGGGCAGACCUACAUCUACAGGAUGGGACCUACAUCUACAUGGGAUCUACAGGAUGUUGGGCGUUGUUUUAGUUUUACUCUUGCCUAACAACUGCGAUGUUGCUACAUUGUGGAUUAAGAUAGUCACAUAGUUAUUUAAUGGUUGAAGCUGACACUGCGUUCGUGCUCAAAAGUUUGAUCAUACUGUAAAGAAAUUCACUUUACAUUUCAACUUUACAUUUCACUUCACUUUACAUUACAGCUCUUUGCCCUGAUAAUAUCUGGCGGAGGUGACUUGCUAACUCCUAUUUACAGUUAGCUUAUCGUGCAGCACCAUAAAAGAAGAAGUAAACAGAUAAAAAAAAUCAAGAGGUCUAACAACUAAGGAACAAAACGACACAUUCAGAUUAUCAGGACGUAAGUGGCAAGUGUAGCUGGACUGAUGCAGAGGAGAUGAAUCACCAAGAGACCAUCGAGAUGAACCAGUAUGAAAGCACCCUUCCAGCUCAAGACGUCUACGAGACUCUGCACUACAAGCCGGCAGAGACUCGCUACACAUCUGUGGGGGUCCAACAAAGUCCUGACAGAAAGAAGCUGGUCUUCAUCCUUCUGACUGCCAACACGCUCCUGCUGGUUACCAUACUGGUGAUGGUGGCCGUUCACUUGGAUAAAUCAGCUUGGUCGAUUGCUCCUCCGACAGAUCACCGCGUCUCCCAGCCGCCUCCGUUUCCCCCCAACAACGAAGAGUGGUAUCUCCAUGAAGACACGUUCUACCUGUUCUGGAGCGGCCAGGGCAGCUGUGAGGAAGCAAAGGGCUUCUGUACCCAGAGAGGAGCCCAGCUGCUCACUGUGGAUAGUAGGAAUGAGGCCUGGGUGAAGUCAGUGAUCAGUGGAAGGCAGGUGUGGGUGCAAGGAUUUCCCUCUGCUGGGUCUGGAGAAAUGUGGCACAUAAUCUACAAGGACUUUGACGAUAUGAUCACGCCGGGGUAUGAAGAUCUACAGUGUGACGUCUUCCCCAGCUGCACAACAGCCUCUGGAUGUCACGGCCCUGCCGACUGGAUGUGUCAGAGGGCGUAACAGAAGGGGGGCCUCCGCUUGGCACCUGAAAGUCUGAGAGCAGCCAAUGGGGUUAGAGAAUAAAUAAAUUAACCUGUCGUCACCAA
This is a messenger RNA of Brienomyrus brachyistius, 1354 nucleotides long. RefSeq lists its product as uncharacterized. NCBI's taxonomy places the organism in Eukaryota, Metazoa, Chordata, Actinopteri, Osteoglossiformes, Mormyridae. The record is from RefSeq and is a predicted model, not a curated record. Bases 645 to 1268 code for a protein of 207 amino acids. The transcript has 6 exons.